AUGAUCUGGAAGAAACUGGGCUCCGGCAACUUCUCCAGCUGCCCCAAUGGCUCCCGCCAGUGGAUAUGGGACGUGUUUAAAGAAUGUGCACAGGACAGCUGGGAUGAGGCCAGCGUAGGCCUGGGCUUGAUCUCCAUUUUCUGCUUUGCUGGUUCCACCUUCCCCCAGUACAUCAAGGCCUGCAAAGCAGGCAACAUGGACCAGGCCCUGUCGCUGUGGUUCCUGCUGGGCUGGUUGGGUGGAGACUCCUGCAACCUCAUCGGCUCCUUCCUCGCAGACCAGUUACCACUGCAGACCUACACGGCGGUGUAUUACGUCCUGGCGGACCUGCUGAUGCUGACGCUGUAUUUUCACUACAAAUACAAGAAUCGAACCUUCCUGUCAUCUGCCUCCAUCAAUGUUGUGCUCUUGCUUGUCGUGGGAACGGCAUUUUCCACCCCGCUGCUGAGCAGGCCUGACCCUGCGGCUACCCAGAGGGAGGUCUUCACAGGGCGGAAGCUCCUGUCGAUGGAACCAGGCAAUAAGCCCUUCACCCAGAAGGAAAUCAUUGGCUUUGUCAUUGGCUCUAUCUCCAGCGUGCUGUACCUGCUCUCACGGCUACCCCAAAUCCGCACCAACUUCCUUCGGAAGUCCACCCAAGGCAUCUCCUACUCACUGUUUGCCCUGGUGAUGCUGGGGAACACGCUGUAUGGCCUGAGUGUGCUGCUCAAAAACCCCGAUGUGGGCCAGAGCGAGGGCAGCUACCUGUUACACCACCUGCCCUGGCUUGUGGGCAGCUUAGGUGUACUGCUACUCGACAGCAUCAUCUCUGUGCAGUUCCUGGUCUACAGGCAUGCCACUGCUGCCUCCUCAGAGACAGAGCCCCUCCUCACCGGCUGA
Molecule: messenger RNA, 879 nt
Organism: Chrysochloris asiatica (Cape golden mole)
Lineage: Eukaryota; Metazoa; Chordata; Mammalia; Afrosoricida; Chrysochloridae
Gene: SLC66A1
Product: PQ loop repeat containing 2
Exons: 7
Coding region: 1-879 (292 amino acids)
Source: RefSeq, a predicted model, not a curated record